This is a messenger RNA of Puntigrus tetrazona (Sumatra barb), 9115 nucleotides long. RefSeq names its product membrane associated guanylate kinase, WW and PDZ domain containing 2a (gene magi2a). Gene Ontology annotation, molecular function: beta-1 adrenergic receptor binding; SMAD binding; type II activin receptor binding. Gene Ontology annotation, biological process: receptor clustering; signal transduction. Bases 394 to 5046 code for a protein of 1550 amino acids. Gene Ontology annotation, cellular component: cytoplasm; dendrite. The transcript has 24 exons. The record is from RefSeq and is a predicted model, not a curated record. NCBI's taxonomy places the organism in Eukaryota, Metazoa, Chordata, Actinopteri, Cypriniformes, Cyprinidae.
CAUUUUUAGGCUUCAGCGAACUGUCUUUAAAAAGCAUUUACCGAAUUGUAACGACCGUUUAAACGCGGUAAAUUUAGUUUAGCCUGUUUAUUUUUUGUAACGAAACCCCGAAAUUCUUCCUUAACGAUUCUUUAAUUACUGGUUUGUCUCGUUUGUUGACUUGGUUCACCUUACCGAGCGAUUCACAAACGAAUUGGUUCAAAAGAAUCACACAAAAAAGAACCGAGGCUCCUGCGCGAAUCGGACAUCGCUGUUACGGUGAGUGUAGCAGUUUUAAGAGACUGCCGUGGAUCUGCCGCUGAUAUGGAGACUCUGACCGUCCGCAGACACCGACCGUGCAACUUUACCGAGGCGUCCACGGCUGCCCCGCUGUCACGUUAACAACUCGGAAACAUGUCCAAAAGCCUGAAGAGGAAAAGUCACUGGACUAACAGAGUCCACGAGGUUGUGUUAUCCAGGGGUCCGAGCGGCGAUCUUGGGUUCGAGCUGCAGGGAGGCGCGGAGAACGGACGGUUCCCCGUCCUAGGAGAGGUGAAACCGGACAGGGGCAAACUGCACCGGGACGAGCUACUUCUGGAGGUCAACGAUACUCCGGUGGCCGGGCUGACCAUCAGGGAUGUGUGGGCUGUGGUCAGACACUGCAAAGACCCUGUCCGACUUAAGUGUGUCAAACAAGGUUCACAUACGAGAGGAAAAAAGGGAGGUGUUGUGGAUAAAGAUCUCAGGCAAUAUCUCAACCUGCGUUUCCAGAAGGGCUCUUUGGACCAUGAGCUGCAACAAAUAAUUCGGGACAACCUCUAUCUUCGCACAGUACCCUGUACAACCAGGCAGCCUAAAGAAGGAGAGGUUCCAGGAGUUGACUACAAUUUUGUGACCGUUGAGCGGUUUGUGGAAUUGGAGAGAAGUGGAGCUUUGCUGGAAAGCGGAACUUAUGAAGAUAACUAUUACGGCACCCCGAAGCCCCCGGCAGAGCCCAGCCCGCUGCUCUUGAAUGUAGCUGAGCAGCUGUUGCCAGGCGCUACACCCAGAUCCCAGGGCAAACGCAGACGUAACAAGUCCGUCAGCAACAUGGAAAAGGCUGGCAUCGAGCCACCCGAGGAGGAAGAGGAGGAGAGGCCCGUCAUCAACGGCAACGGAGUGGCCAUCACCCCAGAGUCCAGUGAACAUGAAGAUAAGAGUACGGACGCCUCAGGAGAGAUGCCUAACACAUGCCCCUCCGAAACCUCCACAGACGCCCCUAAAGAAGAGACAGAACCACCAAAAUCGCCUCCAAAACUGGACGAGAACGACGAGUUGGGUCCUCUGCCAGAUAAUUGGGAGAUGGCUUACACUGAGAAAGGAGAAGUGUACUUCAUAGACCACAAUACGAAGACGACGUCCUGGUUGGACCCCCGGCUUGCGAAGAAAGCAAAGCCCCCCGAAGAAUGCAAAGAGAACGAGCUUCCUUAUGGCUGGGAGAAAAUCGAUGACCCUGUUUAUGGAACCUACUAUGUUGAUCACAUAAACCGAAGGACUCAGUUUGAGAAUCCAGUUCUAGAGGCCAAGAGAAGAUUGCAACAGCAGCAGCAGAUGCAGAGUCAGGGCUUGUCCUCUCUCCCCCUUCCUGCAGUCUACAGAGUGGAGGAGAGCCCCUCCUCUGCCACCUUACCCAGGGCCAGACUGGCAUACGUGGGUCCCGCUCCCGAGCGCUCUCAUAGUCUCACUGACCUGUCCGAGGCCCCCCUGUACCGGGCCGGUGUGUUUGGACUGCAUGAGAAGCCUCUGUUCACGCGGGACCCCACGCAGCUGAAGGGCAGCUUUCUGUCUACAGCCCUGCAGAAAAGCAACAUGGGAUUUGGCUUCACUAUCAUCGGGGGUGACGAACCAGAUGAGUUCCUACAGGUCAAAAGUGUCAUACCGGAUGGACCUGCUGCACAGGAUGGGAAAAUGGCUACAGGAGACGUGAUUGUCUACAUUAACGACGUCUGCGUCCUGGGCACUACCCAUGCUGACGUGGUGAAGCUUUUCCAGUCGGUGCCAAUCGGACAAAGCGUAACUCUCGUCCUUUGCAGGGGUUACCCUCUUCCGUACGACCCGGAGGACGCAGCCAACACUUUGCUGUCCCCUCUCGGCCUAAUUGAUCGCCCUCUGCUGGUCAACGGACGGAAUAGCUACGACAGCUACAUGGAGUACAUCUCCCGCACCGCUCGCCUCGUCGACCCAAUGCAAGCGGCGUUGGCGCAGCCUCACCCUGGAGACACCCACCUAGAUGCGGGACCGCUGGAGGACAGCGUCUCAAUGGCAUCUUCAGGAGCGGCUGGAGGAGAGCUGUUAACGGUUACCAUGGUGAAAGGGGCGGAUGGGUUUGGAUUCACCAUAGCAGACUGUAAUGGAGGACAGCGGGUGAAGCAGAUUCUGGAGGCGCAGGGAUGCCCGGGGCUGUGCGAGGGCGAUUUGAUUGUGGAAAUUAACCAGCAAUCGGCGCUCACGCUGUCACACACACAGGUGGUGGAGCUGCUUAAAGAGUGUCCUGUUGGGGCGGAGGCUACGCUGGUUGUGCAGAGAGGAGGAGCAGGUCACUUUUCGCCUUGGAAGACCUCUAAACAGGUUUUGGAACAAAUCUGGGAUCCUCACAGCAGUCCCACAGCCAGUCUUUCUAUCCAUGCCCUCCCUCACAGCGCUCCGUAUCUGCACUGGCCCUCAGGUCCAGAGUUUGACCUGAGCAAACCUGACCCCUAUGACCUCUAUGAGAAGUCCAGAGCUAUCUAUGAGAAUAGGCAGCCAGGGCUUCCUCGAGCAGCUCUCCCAGCUGACCCUUCCGCAUCAGAGUUCCAGGAGGUGGAGGUCCACUUGCGCAGACAGAAGUCCGGUUUCGGCUUCAGGAUCCUGGGCGGAGAGGAACCAGGACAGCCUGUGAGUCCGGAGGCUCAGGAGAAGAUCCUGAUUGGUGCAAUCAUCGAGAAGAGCCCAGCAGAUAAAGACGGGCGUCUCCGGCCAGGAGACGAGCUGAUGUCAGUCGAUGGGAUCCCUGUGGCUGGAAAACCCCACCGUUACGUCAUUGACCUCAUGCACGGAGCGGCCCGGACUGGACAAGUUAAACUCACUGUACGACGGAGAAUUCAGCCCACAGGUGAACCCUGUCCAGAGAACGGCCGCAGUCCUGGCUCGACCCAGCACAGUUCCCCCAGGAGCGACUUCAACUCCAGAAUGUUCUGCAACAACUCCGCCCCCUCUCAAAACUCCGCCCCAUCUACCACAGGCUCCUCCCCGCCAGACAAUGUAGCCAAUCAGAAUCUGCAGCCUAGUGAUGUCACCAUCCAGCGCAAGGAGAGCGAAGGUUUCGGCUUCGUUAUCAUCAGUUCUCUGAACAGGCCUGAAACGGCGGCCGCUGCUGCCGUGCCUCAUAAGAUUGGCCGGAUCAUUGAGGGAAGUCCAGCAGACCACUGUGGGAAGCUCAAGGUUGGAGAUCGCAUAUUGGCCGUCAACAAUCAGUCUAUCGUCAACAUGCCACAUGCCGACAUCGUCAAACUGAUCAAGGACGCGGGACUCAGCGUCACACUCAGGAUCAUCCCUCAGGAGGAGACGAACAGCACGCCUUCUGCAGGCAGCUCAGAGAAGCAGAGCCCUAUGGCCCAGCCCAGUCCAGUUUGCCAACCUAGCACUGUGAACCAGACCGGUGCUGCACCUCCAACCAACUCCACCCCUCAACCCAACUCUGCACCUCAAUACAGCUCCAUAACUUCAGAAGCACAACCGAGCCCUGUCACUCACACCAGCCCAGCCAAUCAGCCCAGCUCAGUGACCCAACAGAACCCGCCCACCCAGCCCUCCGCAGUGCCAGUACAGAUCUACAGCCAUGACAGCAGCUACAGGUCAGAGGUAAAAGCAAGACAGGAUGUAAAACCCGAUAUCCGGCAGCCAUUCACUGAUUACCGCCAGCCCCCAGUGGACUACCGCCACCCUCCCGUAGCAGAUUACCGACAGCCGCCAACGCUCGAUUACAGACACCCCCCACUGCUGGACUACAGGCAGCUGUCCACUGACCCUCGCACCUUCCCCCUACCGGACUACAGGAUGCCACAGGAUUUUGAUUUCUUCACGGUCGAGCUGGAAAAGGGUAUGAAAGGUUUUGGCUUUAGUAUCCGCGGAGGCCGCGAGUAUAAGAUGGAUCUGUUCGUUCUGCGAUUGGCUGAAGACGGACCAGCAAUACGCAAUGGAAGAAUGAGGGUUGGUGAUCAGAUCAUUGAAAUAAAUGGGGAGAGCACGAGGGAUAUGACCCACGCUCGGGCCAUUGAGCUCAUCAAAUCGGGUGGCCGCAGAGUUCGCCUGCUGCUUAAGAGAGGCACAGGGCAGGUCCCUGAAUAUGCAGAUAGUCCCGCCCCCUGGGAUGCUCACACUACAGCCUCCCCAAGUCUGUCGGAAGUAGCACCACCAAUCGACAGCUUAUCUAAUCCAUUAGCUUCUUCUCAUGUGUACCCACCCACCGACCCACCUCAUAUAUCGUCCUUGGAAGCUGCAGGUCCAGACUGUUCCCAGGGUCCUAGAGGCCCAGAGACCAGAGCUCUGGAGCAGGCCAGUGUGGGGAAGAGGUCAGCCCUGGCAGGUGGAGUUGGGGGUGGGACCAAGCAGAGGGAGGGUAGCAGGACCAACCGUCGCUCCAGUGGAGGGAAGAGUCAGCAACAAUACCUUGAUGAACUUGCGGGAGAGCCCAAAUCCCACAAAGGCAGCCGGGCAAAGACCAAGGAGCACAGGAGGGAGCGGAGCAACACACCGUCUCGAAAGCGAGAUUCACCUAAAACUUCUCCAAAUGACACCAAUAUGAAUGGGGGAAAUGGAUGCCUGGAUGGUAGCAACAACCACCAAGGAGCUCUGGUGCCAUUCAAAGCCCUACCAAAGGAACCAGAGAAAGGGCAACUGAGCCAAGAGAGUCGUCCCAGCCACAACUCCAAGACCAGCAGCAUUGCAUCAGGAAGAAAGGCCACAGUAUCCCCAGGGCCCUGGAAGAUCCCUGGUUCGGACAAGCUACCCAGUACCCUGCGCUCAGCCACCUCCACCAUCAGCAGAUAACAUCUCAUCACAAUCUCAGUCUCAAGUUUAGACCUUACUUUUGGCCAAAUUUUGGACCAAUCAUUGGCUACGAUCCGCCUUGUUUUUUCGACUGGUUGGGCUCUUUUUGAUUGCUUUUCACAGGCUUGCUCUACUUGAAAGAGAUCGGUUUUAACCUUGACUAGGUACCACCUUGCCACAAUCCUCACUAAAGAACUGCUUGCUCUACUUGAAAGAGAUUGGUUUUAAUCUUGACUAGGUACCACCUUCCCACAGUCCUCACUAAAGAACUUUCCAUGCAUUUCUAGACAGAGCAUUUUUAUUUAUAUUUUAUUCUAAGUUAUUUUAACAGAUACGACACCCACCACCUUAAGAACUGGAAGCAUUCACUCCAAAAAUGGAACCACGGUAGAAUGAGUGAUGCAUGUAGCGUGCAAAAAGAUUCCCAGACUUGUUUGAACUGUUGGGAAAAAGCACUCAAGACUCAGAGAUGUACAUGCAUAGAGAACCACUUACUGAGUCUGAACCACCUCUGGUGGCUACAGCAAUUUUUAUACACUUUCAUUAAAAAAUGAAGAAUACUGAAGGAGUUGCCUGACAUACAGUUUUUGUGUAUUUGAAGAAUGAAUAUGAUUGAAAAGAUCCUAUAUGAGCGGACAUUCAACUAUGAACUCUGCCUUAAAGACUGACCUGCAGAUGUCUGUAUAAGGGUCGGAAAAAUCAAUAUAGAAAUAGAUAUAUUAUAUGACUACAUAUAUGUGAGACAUAUUGUAAAUAUGGUCUUUACACACCAUUGUGAGCCCAUACUGAAGUACUGAUAUCAUACACAGUGUAAGUUAGAAGAGUGUAAUCUAGAAUUCAUUCCUACUCCACUUUAAGGUGCGUUUCCACUGACAGCGAUAUAAACUUGAGUGGUUGCUAAUAGUGUUCCUACUGAACUUCAAUACAGUUCAGGAAACAGAUCACAUGACCUUCACUGUCUGCGCUGACAUCGGUAGUUGCAGCCUCAAGUUGUAUCUCUCAAAAUCCCAAACUCUCAUUAAUGAUUUAUGACUACCAGUUGCUGCAAAUCGCUGUCAGUGUGAGUACCCAGUUUCUGAGGGAGCCAGUAGGCUUUGACCUUCUCUUGACUCUCAAUCUAUUCUACCUUUACGUGAGUACAUGAACAAAGCAAUCUAAGUUCAAGAUGGUUUGGAGAAAAUGGUUUGAUUAGGGCAGAGUGCCUUAUGCCAGGGGUGUCCAAUCUUGCUCCUGGAGGGCCACAGUCCUGUAGAGCUUAGCUCCAGUACUAAUUAUACCUGAACCAGCUAAUCAAGGUCUUCGGGAUUACUAGAGACAUCCAGGCAAGUUUGUUGUGGCAGGUUGGAUAUGAACUCUGCAGGACAUUGGUCCUCCAAGAGCAGGAGUGGACACCCCUGCCUUAUGCUGAACACGUGAUGCUUUAUUUGAGCUCUAAAUCCUAGGCAAUGACAUCAAGAAAAGACAACAUAGGCUGCUAUAAAUUCAUUGGACUACUUGUUCCGUAGAAACUGUGCAAAAGUAAUGCCAGAUCUGAAUGAGUAUGCCGUAACCAUCCCUGUCUCUGAAUGCUGAUUGGUGUCUAGAGAGACCAUUUUAUGUCUACAGUAUAGAUCUAUCAAUAUUAAAAUUCAAAGCUAUUUUCGUACAUAGAAAUAGAGGUGAGAGUCUUCUAAAAGAAGUGCAGAUAUUUAUUAAUGAUAUCUUUGAAAGGAGUUCAAAUGUUUGUUGAGCACUUUGUCUUUAAGUGGACAUGUAUACAUAUAAAAUGCAGUACUGGAAAGAGAAUAUGCUGUGCAUCCGUUAUAUUCACUGCAUAAAUUAAUUCUCAAAAUCCUGCUAUGAAACUGUUUAUUAGCCUAUUCCCCAUAUAAAAGGUUGUGUGUUGGUAAGCCUCUAACUUCAACAAUCAACACAAGCAUAGGAUGCUUGCUAAUAGCAAAUUAUGAAAGUUCAUGAAAGAGGUAAUGUAUGCUAUUGUGCCAUGCAUUGUUUUUUUCUCAGAAUGUCAUUAUCCAUCUUGUGCUGCAUUUAGAAGUGUCUACAUAGACACAGUCUAUCAGCCUCUGCUAGCAGGUAUGCUAAGAUGUUAGCUUGCUAAUCGAAAGGCUAACUGAAAACACAAAGAGCCAAUUAAAAAGUCACAGCUUAUGUAAUUUCUUUUUGCAUUUAUUUGGUUAUGCUUUGAAAAGACAUUGUCCAGAGUAAAUGAGGACAAGUUGAAAUCGUUUGAACUUUAAGUGUCACGUCUUUGUGCCACACCCCUUACGAAAAUGUACAGUUUUGCUACACUAACCAUACCUGAUAUUUGUAGUAAAACGCUGGUUAUACAAAUGGUAAUAAGUACACCAAAAAACAUUUUAUUACCAACUUUUACUACAAUAAAACCAUGGCUAAUUAUUAUCAAAAGAAAAAAGAGGUGGCUAAAAGUCCAUUCACACCAAGGUUGAUGAUGAUAUCUCUAAAGUUGUAAUAAUUAUUCUAAUUAUAUGAGAGUAAAGUAAUGAUAUAAAGGUGACGCAGGGGAUCCAUGUGAUGAAAAAUAAAAUCACAGACAGCCAGAAUGAGAAUCCACGCUUUAAAAAUUGAAUUAGCUUAGCUUGAUUCUUUGCAGCAUUGAAUUGAAUGGAUUGGGGAACACUGAUGCGAUUAAUGUUACCGACUGGAAUGGUGAGCUGUAAUAGAAAAAAACUUCAGUUUUUUGGGUUUUUUUUUGUUCGUUCAUCUUUCGUAAUUCACUUCAGUUGUCAUUAAUAAAUGCGCCAUUUCACUAGAAGGAGAAAUAUGUCGUUUCUGCGCAACUAGUAGCAUCCGGCUGUAUUUCUGGGCCGACAAAACAACAUGGUCUCAACCAACCGCGUCAUUUUUAGGGGGCGUGUCUUAAUUGUUCAUGAUUUUAUACAGAUUUUAUAAACGAUAGUGGCACGGAAAUUACACACUUCAGUUUUUAAAAGAAGAAAAAAACAACAACAACAAACAUGUCAAGACCCCGGUGGUGCUUCAUUGUGUAUUAAUCCUGCAAUACUGUCAAAAAUGUUGUACAAUCUUUUAUCUUUUUUUUUUUUUUUUUUUUUUAAUUGAUAUAUACGUGUCAAUUCGAUGUGAAAAGGACCCCAGGCAAGACCUCGUUCUAUCCAUUGUCAUAAUAUUGUCUCUAUUGUAUUCAUCUCCCACAGAAAUAAAGCACUGACGGAUUCCACUGACGCUCUUUGACAGCUGCUGUAGAUGACAAGGAGAGCCGACAAUGAUCUAGUCAUUACAAGAUAGUGCUAACGUUUCCCUGAUAGAGACAAAUUAAUUGAAGCGAUCCAAAAAUGAGUGUGCCUCUGUGGCUGUUGCAUUCUGAGCGGUACAUCCUUCGAAAUCCCCCGACAGACGAUGCCGUUGUCGAAGCAAACGCGUUUUCCGUAGAGCACCAGCAAAGACUGCGUGCAUAUGAAUGAGGUGGAUCCGUAUAAACGCUAUGAUAUCUCGGAUUAAGUACAAAAUACAUUUUUGCGAAUAAGGAACAAGGCAUCUUGAGCUGGCUCGUGAAAAGGCCACCGAUGCUAAAGUUACGCCAAUAACGCGUCGAGAAUGCAUUUGUGAAUAUCAUUCUGCAGCGCAGCGACAAGAAAAAGGUGAUCAACUUGAGCGGCGUUCGUACAAUUGUUCAGGCCGCGUUUCUGGCCUUGGGGUUUCUUUUUCUUUGUCGUUUCGCUUCGCGCCGCUUCCCACCAGUUUCGUCUCGAGCUUGUCAGAUGCUAAAGGGGUGUUGGCUGUACGGUUCGACCUGAUAAACAACGAGAAUUCAAAUGGGAUGCUUUUUCGGUAAAGCCGUGGACGCCCGAAAGGGGCUCUGUAUCACUGUGUAGAACUGAAAGAACGGCGUGGUUCAUCCUGUACAGCUGAAAACUAUAAAUAUGACACUAUGUACUAUGACCUAGUCACAAAAACUGUAAGUGAGCUAUUUUUAUGAAAUGCAACUCAAUGGAUAUAUACUUACUUUUGCAGAGCUCUUGUUUACUGUAUGAUAUUUACUGAAAUACUGUCAAAUAAAACCUUGACAUGGUGUAAAGUAUUGAAAGUAAAA